GUCAAGCAACUUCCGCUAUUGUCUUUGUUAGACUGAACACUAGGUUGACACUCAUCGAACAUGACUUCGCUCGCACCAGGUAUCACCGCCGACAUCGAGAUUCCAAACCCUCCUGAAGACUCUAUCUCGUCGCUGGCCUUCUCGCCCAACGGACGUGGCCCAAGUGCAGGGAAUGAUUUCCUAGCUGUAGGGAGCUGGGACGCUUCGGUACGCAUCUACGAGGUUGCACCCAAUGGACAAGCUAUUGGAAGGGCAUUGUACAAGCACGAUGCACCUGUUUUAAACGUGGCCUGGGGUCCCGAUCUUUCAAGGGUCUUCUCCGGAGGAGCAGACAAUGCUGCUAGGAUGUUCGAUACAGCCACGGGCCAGGCAACCCAGGUUGGCGCUCAUGACGCCCCGGUCCGGUCCGUGAGAUGGGCACAAGUGAAUGGCAGUGGACUCCUGAUUACGAGUGGGUGGGAUAAGAUAGUUAAGUACUGGGAUGUUCGCGCACCGUCAGGAACGCCCGUUGGGAGCGUACAGCUACCCGAGCGGUGCUACUCUAUGGAUGUGUGUACGACAGGAAGCCGGCACUUCCUCGUCGCUGCAACAGCGGAACGCCACGUAUCGAUGUAUGACUUGGUUAAUCCCGCCACUCCGUGGAAGAAUCUGAGCUCGCCUCUGAAGUGGCAAACUCGGGUCGUGCGCUGCUUCGAACCUCUUCCCGAGGCAAAGAGUGGCACAGGUUUUGCAAUUGGUAGCAUCGAAGGACGACUCGGCGUUCACUUCGCUGAAGAUAGAGAAACUGUUAACAACUACACCUUCCGUUGCCAUCGUCAAGAGCCAACCAAGAAUGAGACGAAGAUCUUCGCCGUGAAUGACAUCGUUUUCCACCCAGUCCAUGGCACGUUCGUUACCUGUGGUUCGGACGGCACCAUAUCCGUUUGGGACAAGGAUGCUCGUACGCGCCAGAAAACAUUUGAUACGGCACCCGGACCCAUCUCCGCACUCUCUUGUAGCGGCUCGGGGCGCUUCCUCGCUUACGCGGUUUCAUAUGACUGGUCACGCGGCCAUGGAGGCAUGACGCCUGGCCAUCCGAACAAGGUGCUGCUUCACACCUGUAAGGAUGAGGAGUUCAAGCGGCGUGUGCGCAGAUAGGCAUCGUCCUUCAGCAUCGCAGAAUGGGUCCGAGGCAGUAUCUCGGAAUUGUAUCGCAUCUAUCAAUCUAUCUCAGUAUUACUGUAUACCUAUCUCAUUAUACAUUGUAUGCAACCGC
This is a messenger RNA of Coniophora puteana RWD-64-598 SS2, 1255 nucleotides long. Its product is annotated as Poly(A)+ RNA export protein. Gene Ontology annotation, biological process: transcription-dependent tethering of RNA polymerase II gene DNA at nuclear periphery; RNA export from nucleus. Gene Ontology annotation, molecular function: ubiquitin binding; RNA binding. The coding region runs from base 61 to 1137 and encodes 358 amino acids. Gene Ontology annotation, cellular component: nuclear pore. The transcript has 8 exons. The record is from RefSeq and is a predicted model, not a curated record. Lineage: Eukaryota; Fungi; Basidiomycota; Agaricomycetes; Boletales; Coniophoraceae.